Doryrhamphus excisus (bluestripe pipefish) is the source of this 1543-nucleotide messenger RNA. The record is from RefSeq and is a predicted model, not a curated record. Lineage: Eukaryota; Metazoa; Chordata; Actinopteri; Syngnathiformes; Syngnathidae.
CCGGGCAGGGCUUUGGAGUGAAUUUCCUUCAGCCUGAUCGCUCAUCAACGAUAUUACCGAACACAGACGUAGCGGGUGGAUACCGAAAACUCCAAGAGGACACGUGGAUUCCCAACAUGGGGCUGGGGAUGCCGUGAUGAGGCACAAAUGAUGAUUGUGGUUAAAGUGGGACGGAGAACCAGGGUGGCUGCUGUUUAGCGGUUUGGGUUGAUAUCACGAGCGUCCACGUUUGUGGUGCAAAAUGCCGAACACGGCUCGCUUUCAGCUGGCGAGCAUCGAGCGGCGGCGCAACAAUGAGAGAGAAAGAAAAGCCCGAAUAUUUAACGACAAGGUGAGAACCAUCGGGAUUGACAAGGAAGGCCUUGACAAACAGCUGGAUGAGAAGAAGCGAGAGAAAGAUGCCGAAAAACUGGAACAAGAAACGUUUGAUGCCCAAAUGCUGCACAAUUCCAAACAAGCACAACUCCUCCAAAUGAAACAAGACAAGGAGAAGCUAGCCAAACAGAGGGCCAGCUUUGUGGACCAGUACGAGAAGGCCAUGCGGGAGCGGGAGAUGAUUCGGGAUGUCCCUCACGGAGAAGUUGAGGAGAUGAUGCCUCCCGGUAUGGCGGGCGAGGACCCAGACAACGAAAGCAGGGUGUGCAGGCAGCGGGAGCAGCUCAGGGAGUGGCUGCUCCAGCAGAAGGAAGAGCAAGCCUGGGAAAAGGAAAGACAGAAGAUGGAACAGUUGGACUACGACAAGUUCCGAGUCCACAUGGACGGCGUCGCUCUGCAGCUUGAAAACGCUCAGAUGGAGAGCAGAAAAAAAACAGCUGUGGAAACCACGAAGUUCAAUCAAAGCAUGGCCGAAGAGAGGCAUCGCCAGGAGCGGGAACUCAAGGACAACCCGUUGCGGGAUCUGCUUCCGAGUAAGUUGGGGGCGCCUGGUCUUGUUCCCAGCCGCGACCGGAGGCCCCGUCCUGAGAGCUGGCAGCAGAUGAAAAAGUUCUGGAACCUUCAAAUCCAGGAGAAAAUGAUGAGCAAAUUAGACGGGAUCAGGGAGGCGCAACAGCACGACUGUUUCUCCUCCAAAACGACCCGCACGGCUCUGAUCGUGCAGCGCGAGCAGGAACGGCAGAGGAAGCAACUCCGGCAACAACUGGACCACUGCAACAACGAGGCAGCGGAAUUUUACCGACGCAAUCGACCUGACAUUGAAAGAGGGGGCAUCGAUGACAGUUUCUUCACUAAAUUCAAUACCUGCAGUCGAUGAGACAUUUUCGGCCAUUCCGGAUCCCUUCCUUUGCCGUGUCAGACCAACCAUCCAGAUGAUUCCCGUUCAUCCAUAUUUUAACAUUUGAAGCGAGAGAGCGAGAGAACUUCACGAGGCUCGGACUCCUGGAAUACAAUUCAUAGGAUAACAACAAAUAAUUCACGUUUGUUAAAAAAUGUUCUUCUCUGUCUCAUUUAUUUAUUUUAAAACUGAAAAACGUUUGUGUCCUUACCUUUUAUUUGUGCCAGAAAUAAAGUACAUGCACUUGAUACUUUGUAAAAAUCUGAUCCC